AUGGUUGACCACCACGAGGGUCUUCAAGAUCAAGAGAAAAUAGUUGCGAACAUCUAUGAAAGUGAACACAACCCAAACAGCUUCGUAUGUCAGGAGGAAUAUACCAAAGGCGUGAUACCAAUCCCGCCAGGACAUACGUCCAUGGAGAGUUCUGAUACGGCAAGAUCGUUCACACAUGUCCCUUCAGGUUCAUCGUCCUUGUAUAAGGAAGCCCAGGUUGACGAGAGCCAUUCAAGUCCCCCGGGCGCUUCAAACAUAGCUAUUCUUCAUAAUCGAGAUGAUGUCGAUAUCUCGACCGGGUGGAGGCGAUGGGUCUUCGCCCUCGCUCCCCUCUUUACCAUGAUCAACACAGUCGUGUACUUGUUUUAUCUUGGUCUGCGUAUUUACUGUAUCGUUAUGGCACAAAGGUCGGUCGAUAUCUACUAUGGCGGAGCAUGGGUCUUUGUCGCCAUUGAGAUGGCUGUGGCUAUACCCUCUCUGAUCCAUAACUGUUGGACUAUCAUGGCAUGGAAGAAAAGAAGCAGGCCCAAGCUUAGGCUGACUGGCGAGAAAGUCCCCUCUGUGGACGUCUUUGUCACCUGUUGCGGAGAAGACGAUGCUGUUGUUCUCGAUACCAUCCGUGGUGCCCUUGAUCAAGAUUACCCCCUCGAUAAGUUCAGAGUUGUCGUGCUGGACGACGCCAGAUCUGCAUCCCUGGCCUCUGCUGUUGGUGAGCUGGCUACCAUGCAUCCCAACAUCUUCUACAUGGCACGAGAAAAGAUUCCUGGCAAGCCACACCACUUCAAGGCUGGCAACCUCAACUACGGCCUCGAGCAAGUGGAAUAUUUGCCUGGAGGAGCAAGUGAAUUGAUCGCAGCACUAGACGCCGAUAUGAUCCCUGAGCGGGAAUGGCUGCGUGCUUGCAUCCCCCAUCUCCUGGUGGAUCCCAAGGUGGCCCUCUCGUGUCCCCCACAGCUCUUCUACAACACACCAGCCUCCGAUCCCCUCGGGCAAAGUCUGGACUUCUUUGUACAUAUCAUUGAGCCCAUCAAGGAUGCCCUUGGAGUGGCCUGGUGUACUGGAUCUGGCUAUGUUGUUCGCCGUCAAGCUCUGGCGGACAUUGGCAACUUCCCUCUGGGAACCCUAACUGAAGAUGUCGCGACUUCAACCCUUAUGCUCGGCAAAGGUUGGAAAACAGUAUACAUCCACGAACCCCUACAGUUUGGGUCCGUACCAGAAGACUACGGGGGACAUCUGAAGCAGCGGACCCGCUGGGCCAUAGGAACUGUGGACACAGCUGCCAAGCUGAAUUUCUGCCUCUGGGGCGAGAGCGUCCGGCAUCUCACCUUCGCUCAACGCUUCUCCGGAUUCAUCUACGCAAUCCUCAACUUGUUUACUCUCCUUCUAACUGCGUCUCUAUUCACCAUUCCCAUUAUCCUCCUGUGGGGCAAGCCUCUCGUCGCCUACGCAAACGACGACCAACUCCACUGGCUCAUCUGGGCCUGUUUCAUCUCGACCGUCGUCAACCGACUGUGCGAAGCAACAUUAUUCUCCCCAGCAGGCUACCACACCGGACAGAGAAACUCUCGGUUCCAACUCUGGAUGGCACCCUACAUCGCCGUCUGCAUGAUCCGCUCAUUCAUCCUCCCCAAAUGGCUCGGCGGCCAAACCCAAGCCUUCAAGCCCACCGGAUCCCUCGCCUCCGCACUCAACGAGCGCGACCCGAAGCUCACGAAGAACAUGUUCGUGCGUCUCCGGGUGAUGCUCCUCAACUACAUGGUGUCCUUCCAUCUCGCCUUCGUGUACGUGACCCUGGUCGCAGUCAUCAUCUCCUCGUACCGCUGCUUCGCCAUCGAAGACAGCGCCAAAGACAUCAUUAUCUGUCUCAUCACGCAUGCCUUCUGGCCGCCGUUUGCCUUCUUCUUCAUCUGCAGCUCCAUGUGGACGCCGAUCGCCUAUGCCAUUAACCCCCCGAUUAUGCCAGAUCGCGAGGAGCUGCUCGUGCGAGAUCAGAAGACUGGUGUUGCUCAUCCCACCGAGGAGAGCAAGCGCAUCGCGUUCGGUGGCCAGGCUGUGUGGUUCGAGUUUGAGUACUCGGCUGCUACUAUCGCUACCGUCUUGGUCUUUGCAUAUUCUUUCUUUUUCUAG
Messenger RNA from Aspergillus pseudonomiae, 2127 nucleotides. RefSeq names its product glycosyltransferase family 2 protein. The transcript is spliced from 3 exons. The record is from RefSeq and is a predicted model, not a curated record. NCBI's taxonomy places the organism in Eukaryota, Fungi, Ascomycota, Eurotiomycetes, Eurotiales, Aspergillaceae. Bases 1 to 2127 code for a protein of 708 amino acids.